This is a messenger RNA of Linum tenue, 1884 nucleotides long. Lineage: Eukaryota; Viridiplantae; Streptophyta; Magnoliopsida; Malpighiales; Linaceae. The record is from the annotation of a GenBank genome assembly.
AUGCCGGAGAAAUCAGGACUGAAUUCUCCGAGGUCCUCCUCCAAGGCCUUCGCAUGGCUUUUCCGCCCCAGCCCUCUGCAUCAAUGGCGGUUCCACUUCCUGACCGCCAUGGUCUUCGUGAGCAUGGUGGUUGUUUGGAACAUCGACGGCUGUACUAUUAAGGGCUUCGUCGAAUCUUUGAGAUCCACCAAGCCACAGCUCAUCACAGCCGCAAAGUUUCGUCCCCAACCCACCGCGAAUCUAGCUCAAGAAAAUCCCCACCGGGAAAAUUUCACCACCGCCGACGCCGAUUUCACGCUCCCUGAUGCUCCUGCGAGUCCGAUUCUUCCUCUGGGCCGCGACGUGCUCAACGGCAGCAGUAAUGGCUCCGCCGCGAGCUCGCAGGAAGAUGGGUUGUUAGUACAGAUGCCGGCGCGAGUGGAAGAAGAGUCGAGCGGCGGCGAUGCGGAGUGGGUGACAGCGGAGCUCGAGGCUAAUUUCACUUCCGGGCUUCUCUCCCGGUGGCUGGCUCCCGGCGGGGAGGCAUGCAAAGAUUCACACACCGAGGAAAUCGCGAUUCCAGAUCUGGACGGGAAGAAGGGGAUUCUGGAGCUUACCGCCGGAGACUCACACGAGUUAAUUUUCCAGGCGGUGGACGAGUCCAAGAACCCUCGUUGCUCCGGCGGGGAUUACUUCGAAUCGGAUCUUUCAGGUCAGUCAUGGAAAUCUCGGCCUCUAGUCAAAGAUUUCGGGAACGGGAAUUACUCAAUUACCCUCCAAGUUCACCCCGAUUUCGCCGGAGAUUACGACCUCACUCUCAUCCUCCUCUACCGCCAUUUCGAGGGUCUAAAAUUCUCGCCGGGCAGAUUCGCCAUCGACAAAGAGCUCCGCAAGCUCCGAGUCAGAUUCACCGCCACAGGUAACAUCCAAUUACCGCAGUUAAAAGCUUGCUCGAAGUCCGAUUUCAGUAGAGAUUUAUGGGUUGGGAGAUGGACACGACAUGGUAAAAACGACGAUUGCAAGAUUAGUUACGACGGCCGGUACCGUUGUUUGCCCUCCGAUUUCCCCUGCCGGAACACUUGGUGUAGAGGUUCAUUGGGGGAAUUGGAAAGCAACGGCUGGGUUUACUCCACACACUGCUCUUUCAACCUCUACCAGCCCGAUUCGGGCUGGAAUUGCCUCAAGAACAGGUGGAUUUUCUUCUGGGGCGAUUCCAAUCAUGUGGACACAAUCAGGAACUUGCUCAACUUCGUGUUGAAUCUGCCCGAUGUGAAAUCCGUCCCACGAAGAUUCGAUCGGAACUUCACCAACCCCAACGACGCGUCUCAAUCGGUUCGUAUCACCAGCAUUUUCAACGGGCAUUGGAACGAGACACAGAACUACCAGGGUCUGAAUUCGUUGAGAAAUGAUGGAUUUAGGGACCUGCUGAAGAAGUACUUCACUGAAGAUACUGUGCCCGACACCGUGAUCAUGAACUCUGGACUCCACGAUGGGAUAUACUGGCCAAACUUGAGGCAAUUCGCCGGAGGAGCUGACUAUGCUGCUCGGUUCUGGGGCGAGGUGAUGGAUUCGGUGAGGCGGAGAGGGCUGGCUGCUCCGCGGGUCAUUUACAGGACGACGGUGACCACUGCUGGGGACGCGAGGAAGAUGGCGUUUAAUCCGAGCAAGAUGGAGGCGUUCAAUUGGGUGGUGCUGGACAAGUUCAGGAGGGCCGGGGUGAUGGACGGUGUGGUGGAUGACUUCGACAUGACGUUCCCUUGGCAUUUCGAUCACCGGUGCAGCGACGGAGUGCAUUACGGGAGAGCUCCGUUGAGAAUGAAGUGGAAGGACGGCGAGAUUGGGCACCAGUACUUUGUGGACAUAAUGCUGGCUCAUGUGUUGCUCAAUGUCCUAUGUGCGAGAUGA